AUGAAGAGUAUUGAAAAUACAGCAGAAGUGGGAACAGUAACAAGUGACAGGCGUCCCAUUGAUGGUAAGAAGGAAGAAGUGGAGAGAAAUAUGGAUUCGUUCCAAGGAUGGGUUACCACGGGUUCGGCUUGGUUUCGAUCCGCUAAAGAAAAGACUUAUACGACAUUCGAAUUGGUUAAGAAGGAUCUCACUGAGUUGAGUGAUGUGGUAGCUAGUGAAGCAAGUGCAUUAGCAAGUACUACUGUUGAAAGUGUUAAACAGCAGGCGUACAAUUUACAUCAGAUUAUUAACUUGGAAGAAGAGAAUGAUAAGCAGAAUAAAGAAGAGAGCAAAAAAAUGGAAAGUAACGCAAAUGAAACUGAACAGUCGAGCUCGACAUCUGUUGGAUGGAUAUCAAAGCUACCUUCAGUAUCAACUAUAACAGAUAAUUCGUGGAUCAAAGCAAUAGUUGAUACAAUGAAAAAUAUUGCGCAGGAAAAUACGGCUCAGGGCGAGGAUGAAUUCACAGAAAGCAUUUAUCCACAGAUGAAAUCCAUAAGCAGAAGCGAUUUGCCGCAUCAUAUCCUGUAUGAAAUUCAAACGAAUCCAGAGACAUACAUGAAAAUUCCAGAAGGUGAUAAGGAAUUAUUCAAAAUGUGGUGCGAUGAAUUCAAGUUGACUGAAUAUGAUAGGGAAAUCAGUGCGUUGCUUGCUAACUGUCCUCGAAUGAGAGCUUUGUAUCAAGAAAUGGUGCCUGAAAAGAUUGAGAACGUAGUUUUUUGGGCGAGGUACUUCUACAAAAUUUAUCAGAUGGAAUUGCUGGUUCGGUGUAAAGUUGAUGCCGAAAAACAACUAUUACAAAAGGAUGAAAAUCAAAUCAUACAAGCCCAAAAGCGAACGAUAGAUUUCGGACAAAAAAAUUUAUGUUCCGAUAGAAGUGAGAGUUGUAUUAGUGUAGAUACAGAGCCGACACAAAGUCAGAAUAGUCCAGACAGGCAAUCAGCAAUAGACGAAAGCUGGAGCUUGUGUUCUAGUACCAAUGUUGACCUACAGGAAUUGCAUGAUGAAGAUGGCCCGCGGACGCCGAAAGCUGAUUCAAAUAACUCAUCUAGCAAGAGCGAUGGGUGGAUUAACUGGGAUGAAUAA
Molecule: messenger RNA, 1125 nt
Organism: Acanthocheilonema viteae
Lineage: Eukaryota; Metazoa; Nematoda; Chromadorea; Rhabditida; Onchocercidae
Source: the annotation of a GenBank genome assembly